AUGGCCACUGCCAACGAUUCCUUUGCCAGCCAAUCGUCCUGGGGACCCCUCGAGACACUCCAGGCCUUUCCCAGCCCAUUGGAAAAGCCAGUGCCUUACUUCAUCACAGCUUUUCUGCUCUUUGUGUUUUACUUCUCCAUCCAGCAGGCAGAGCAAACGCCUCACACAGAUCUGCCAAUCCUCAACCCCCGGCACAAGUGGGAUUUCACCGGACUCAAAGUCAAGUAUGACUUCAUCACAAAGGUCCGGAAUAUUGUAUUAGAGAGGACGAAGACGAAUCCCGAUGAGCCCUACCAGGUUCUCACGGAUGUGGGAGAUAUGACGAUCCUUCCCGCGGUACCUUUCGCCAACGAGAUCCGCAACCACGAAGACCUCAGCUUCGACCGCGUUCUCGACAAGGCAAGCAUUCGCAUUCAAAAAGCCUUGAACUUCCAUGCCCAGAUGCCCGGUUUCGAACCUUUGAAGGAAAAUAAUGCGCAAAAAGCCGUCCUCAAAUAUGUUAUUAGAACGAGAUUGACCCAGUUCCUUUCGAAGUUGACAUCCCCCGUUUCCGACGAGGCCACGCUGUCACUGACUGAUGUCCUGGGAGAGGAGAAGGGCAAGUUCGAAUGGCAGACUGUCGUCAUCAAGGAGAACAUGCUCAAGGUCGUAGCCCGAGUUUCCACCCGUGUCUUUGGCGGCGAGCAACUUUGCCGCAACCAGGACUGGAUCAAGAUCACUUCGGAAUACGCCCGAACAAGCUUCCUCGCGUCAGAAUUCCUCCGAAUGUUCCCGAAAUCUCUGCGUAACAUCGCCCAUAGAGUACUUCCCAUCAGCCUUAAGCUCCAAGCGCAGGUGAAGGAGGCCAGAGAGAUCAUUAAUCCCAUCAUGGAGGAGCGCCGUAAGGAGAAGAAGGCGGCCUUGGAUCGCGGCGAAGAGGAACCCGAGUGGAACGAUUGUCUCGACUGGUGCGAAGAAGCAUCCGACGACGCCAAGUCGGAUCCCGCGAUGAUGCAGCUUGGACUUUCUUUCGCCGCUCUCCACACCACGUCCGACUUGAUCACGCAGGUGAUGCUCGACCUCGCCAAGUACCCCGACUACUUUGAGCCCCUCCGCAAGGAAAUCACUGACGUGAUCCGUACCGAUGGAUGGGCUCGCAUGGGUCUCUACAAGAUGCGCCUCCUCGACUCCUUCUGCAAAGAGACUCAGCGCCUCCACCCUAUUGGCAUUGUCGCCAUGCACCGCGAAGCCACCAAGCCCGUGACCCUCUCCAACGGACUGGAACUCCCCGAGGGCAGCCGUAUCGCUGUCAGCUGUCAAAGAAUGGGAGACUCCUCUAUCUACUUGGACCCCAGCCGAUUUGAUGGAUACCGUUACCUGCGCAUGCGCGAGUCCCUUGGCGCCGGAAAUGACGGAGCCGCGCAUUUUGUCAGCACCUCGCCCGAGCACCUUGGCUUCGGUCACGGUCAGCACGCCUGCCCCGGACGUUUCUUCGCUGCCAACGAGGUCAAGAUCAUUCUCUGCCACCUCCUUCUCAAGUAUGACUGGAGACUGGCAGCGGAGCAGCAGCCCACUUCGAUCAAUUUUGGAUUCACCAUGGAAGUUGACCCCAAGGCCAAGCUUGAGAUCAGGCGGAGGACCGGUGACUUGGGCCUCAAGGCAUGA
Messenger RNA from Colletotrichum orchidophilum, 1644 nucleotides. Its product is annotated as cytochrome P450. The record is from RefSeq and is a predicted model, not a curated record. The transcript is spliced from 5 exons. Gene Ontology annotation, molecular function: heme binding; monooxygenase activity; oxidoreductase activity, acting on paired donors, with incorporation or reduction of molecular oxygen. Bases 1 to 1644 code for a protein of 547 amino acids. Lineage: Eukaryota; Fungi; Ascomycota; Sordariomycetes; Glomerellales; Glomerellaceae.